Colletotrichum truncatum is the source of this 1653-nucleotide messenger RNA. RefSeq lists its product as uncharacterized. Lineage: Eukaryota; Fungi; Ascomycota; Sordariomycetes; Glomerellales; Glomerellaceae. The record is from RefSeq and is a predicted model, not a curated record.
AUGGCCGCCCCUUCUCUCUGGCAUUUGCUUGCGGUGUUCUCGCUUCUUACGGCCAUAUUAUCGCUCGAAGUCACACCCGGCUCCGACUGUGCGGCAUUGUGCUUGGGAGGACCGAACGGAACGACGACUGACGCUGCGACUCCAAGCACGAACUCAUCUGACAUUGUUUGCGAGAACGACCAGUAUCAUUCAACCGGCACGGGUAUCAAGUUCAAGAACUGUGUUAGCUGCUUGCAAAAGAGUCAAGCCACUAAGGGUGCCGCAAGUGACGCUGCUUGGUUCUUGUACAACAUCCGCUAUGCAGUAGAUGUUUGCCUCUUCGACUUCCCGGACGCGAUCUCCCGCAUCAACUCUCCAUGCAUCAUCAAUAGUGCUUGCAGACCCCUCAAGAGCGCCUUGACAGCUGGUCUUACCACACCAGACGCCGUCACCUCAUACGAUUACUGCACAGCCGAUAAUGACAGGUUUUCAAGCUCCAACUGGUGGUCAUGCGUUCGAUGCUUGCAAUCAAGUGAUAGCCAGAGCUAUCUUUCGAACUUCCUGAUUGCUCUCAAGGCCGGCUGCCAGCAGAAGCCCUCUGGUGGAAAUCUCCUUGGUCUUACCGGACAGCUUUUCUCGAGCAGUGCCGUAAACAUCACCGAGCCGGCUACAAACACGACUAUGCCUGGAGAUGGUGGCGCCUCUUCGACGACGAUGACGGUUGGAACCAUUGUGGGCAUCGCCGUUGGAGGAGGGCUUGUCUUCAUUGGCGCAAUCUGCCUCUUUAUCGUCUACUGCAGCAGGCAAAGGAAGUUGAAGGCGCAGUUACAAGAAAACUCGCCCUCUCACCCCCCAGCGAGCUACUCAAGCUCCUUUACCGCGAUUGAUCCGAACCCCUACUUGCCUAUCACAGACCACAAAAAGUCUUCAUCAAUUAAUUCCUACAAUUACGAGCUGCAAGAGAAGCAGAUCAUUAACAAUGCCGACUUUUACGACAAGAUGGAGCAAGAAAUGCAGAACGGCAGAGAGUUGGCUCACUACAACUUCGACCCUCGAUCUAGCCAUCACGGCCUUGGAAGCGCUCUGCCCACGCACCCAGCUUACAUUCCUAGAGCUAUGAGCCGCCAGUCAGCCCGCGCGAGUGCAGCCACGCCGCCGCCGCAGAACGUCCGCAAAACGAACGUUCCCGACUCUUACGCGCUACAGACAUACCUGAAUGCCGUUAAUGAGGAGGGGACAAUACCUAUCAGACCCCCGCCAGCAGCUGCUGUGUCUCGAACACCAUCACCAGCGAGGUCACAAGAAUCGUACCUUCAAAAUCCUGCGGGCGUCACCAUGGCAGCGAUUCCGCCGCCUCCACCAGGACCGCCUCCAGCUCGGAAAGCGUCUUCAAGGAUACCAUCGAUAUCAAUGCCCUCAGUACGGAAGUUGCGGAUACCAAAGAAGUAUUCGCCACCUCAAAUUACAGUUCAAGAUGCGACUCCAGUGGCCGACAAGGGCGAGACUAGCCAGAUGCAAAUCUCACAACCUAUGGCUAUUUACGAAGAGAGAUUUCAAGACAGGCCGCUGGCUGGGCGUGCGGUUAUUUCUCAUGUGGCGCCAGCAAGGGAAGACCCUAGAGAAUAUGAAGGCGACAUGCCCAUCCGUAGUGGCAAAAGCACACUAUACGGAUGA